Messenger RNA from Scheffersomyces coipomensis, 1236 nucleotides. RefSeq lists its product as uncharacterized. Lineage: Eukaryota; Fungi; Ascomycota; Pichiomycetes; Serinales; Debaryomycetaceae. The transcript has a single exon. The coding region runs from base 1 to 1236 and encodes 411 amino acids. The record is from RefSeq and is a predicted model, not a curated record.
AUGAGUAGAACGGGUAAAGCUUUGACUAAGGCGUUCUAUGAGUUUCCAGCUAGGAGGAAUCAGUUCCUUCAGGAGCUUCAGACAACAGAAACGUUAAAAUCACUUUGGGCAGCAUCAAAGCAAGACAAUUACCAGAAAAUGAAUUCAAUCGUUACCAUUCCAGCUCCAAUAAAGUCAAAAGAAGACAUAUAUGAAGAGAUAAAGAAUUCUAAUCCUGAAAUACUAGCAGUGAGCUUGAAAUGGAAGCAAGGGAUCGCAUUUGCCAAAUCAUUAGCAACCUUUUACAAAGAAGGAUUAUCUAGAGUUCUGCAAGGAAGGAAACUCAGACGUUCCAUAUUAUCGAAUAUGAAGCUAAUUAAUCAAGUCGAUAGUAGAGGCAAUGGAUUAUCUAUCGGAAUUAGAAAUUUUAAAAAGUUAACUCUUGAAAUGUCCCAAGUUUUGUAUAUAAAUGAUAUUCAAAAUUCCACUAAAUCGCAAGAAUUCAUUAAACGGGAAAAUAAUAAAGACAAUUUACCACUCUUCAACUUGACUAGAAGUGAAUAUCAAGUACUUAAACGAGCACCUUCAAAUACCAACAAGAUACCUUUGUUUGCGGUUUUAGCUUUAAUAUUCAUGGAAAGCACACCAUUAUUGUGCUACUUUGUUCCCGAAGUAGCUCCUCUGACAUGUGUUUUGCCAUCUAUAUUACCUCUGUUGUGGAACGUGUCUGCCUCCAAGAAACUUGAUGAAAUAAGAAGCAAAAGAUACGACUCAAAUCGACUUGUGGAUUUAUCAUUGAAAACUGCAUAUAACUUACCACUUGAUGAAGCAAAGGUUCUAGCUAAAUCAUUAAGACUUGUACCUAGAAUGUUGCCAUCUGUACUAGUCCCGGAACUAGUUGUACGGAGGAUAUUACAGAACUAUUACAAUUAUUUAUUAGUGGAUAAUUAUUAUUUAAGUGGUGCUAAUGAUAAUGGAAACAUUUGGGAUCUUGGAGAAGAAGAGUUAGUGAUAGCCAGUUUAGAACGUAAUUUGAUUCUUGAUCUUAAACUGGAUUUGAAAUAUAUUGGCGAGGGUAAGACAUUAGAGGAAAGGAGGGUACGUAAAGAAGAAUAUUUAAAGAACCUAAGACUUAGAUUGCUCGUCUUUUUAGUUGAUUUUAAAAACUAUAAUAUUGGAUAUUUAGGAGUAAAUCAUAUGUUGAAAUAUCCUAUUGAUGAGAAAGUAAUAGCUGAAUGGAGAGACCUUCAAUGGUAA